Molecule: messenger RNA, 1171 nt
Organism: Trichoplusia ni (cabbage looper)
Lineage: Eukaryota; Metazoa; Arthropoda; Insecta; Lepidoptera; Noctuidae
Exons: 7
Coding region: 1-1098 (365 amino acids)
Source: RefSeq, a predicted model, not a curated record
AUGUCUGUUCGUGAAUUUUCUUUCUCAGUGUCCGGUCAAUCGGUAGUGUGUCCGGCGGUGCGCACCACCAGCGGGUGGUUGGACCUGUUCCCGUUGCCAUGCAGGAAGAAUUCAGAGUGUCGAGUUAUGGGGAACCAGCAUCUUUGCUGCAAAGGUUUCUGUACGAAAGGAGUCAAGCCCAGUGGUGCCAUUAAACAACAACGAGUGAGCGCGAUCACGAGUAGUGUAGUCGAGCCGAGUAGCAGCACCACACAGAGCACUACCAGCACCACCAGUAGUACUCCGAGCACGACAAGCACGACAAGUACGACCACAACCACAACAACAACUACAACCACUACUACAACUCCGAGUACCACCAGCUCUACAACCACCACUACCACGACGACGACGCCGAAGCCCUCGACGACUACAACCGAGGCUCCUCGACCGUUCUUCCAGCUAUUACCUAUACAGAUACCUCAAGCGACAACCGCGGCCAGUGCGCCACCAAAAACAAGCAAAACGCAGAAACUGGUGUGUCCAAAGUCACAAACACCGGCCAUCCUGUUUCCCAUCCCGUGCGAGAAGAACUCGCAAUGCCGCGCCACGAUCGGAGCCGACCAAGUGUGCUGCGCCGGACGCUGCGUGAAAGGUGUUCCGGCGCCGCGGCCGACCGCGCCACCCAAAACUCACCAACCUUUGUUAGGUGUAAUUCCCCGUGAAUGUCCAUCGACACCGUUGGGGGAACUGUUGUUUGAAGUCCAAACUUGUAAAGAGGACUCGGACUGCUGGCCGCGGAUUUGCUGCCCCGAUGGAACACGGUCAUACUGCCGCACGGCGCGCGCAAGGCUCGAUCUGGUGCCCGUUGCCAAUCAAAUUGAUGGACCGGUGCGGAUGUUCGAGCAGUACUUGCAGUGUACACCUCCUCCAGAAUACGACCUGUUCCCUCAAAAAUGCAGCUCUAGUGUAGACUGUUUCCCGAAUUUGUGUUGUGCUGAAGGUGGCAAGAAGCACUGUCGUCCACCACAGCGCAGCCUUCUAGCCCUACUUGCUGGAGUGGGACAGAGAGUUGGAUCUACGUUAGGCAAUCUCCGAGGAAAUAACAACAACUCAUAAGGGAUAUAAAUUAUGUAGAUAUAGUAUUUUAUACUUUUGUACAGUUUUAUAUAAUAAAUAAUUAUUUAAAAUG